Dermacentor silvarum is the source of this 5830-nucleotide messenger RNA. RefSeq names its product gamma-interferon-inducible lysosomal thiol reductase. The record is from RefSeq and is a predicted model, not a curated record. Bases 442 to 1323 code for a protein of 293 amino acids. The transcript has a single exon. Gene Ontology annotation, molecular function: oxidoreductase activity, acting on a sulfur group of donors, disulfide as acceptor. Lineage: Eukaryota; Metazoa; Arthropoda; Arachnida; Ixodida; Ixodidae.
AAGCACAGCUGCAUUUCUCGUCCUCGAGUUUAGUGGUCAAGGUUCAAACCAGUAACAAAAGGGCGCGUCCCGAACGUAGACGGCGAAUUUACAGCUGCCUAGGAAUGCCUUCCUAAAUGUCAGCUUCGCCGACGCGCUCGCUCUAGGCGCACUGUUUCACAUUUAGCUGCGGCGCGGUCUCUUGCUUCCUGGCUCUCUGUAAGCAUUGUUCGAGGCGAGCUCCGCUCAGAUCAGACUUUCACCGGCAGUACCGCAGGUAGUGAGUGACGUCUCGCAUCGUCACUUCCUCCCUGCCCUUUCUCUCAAGCACACGACGUAGUCGACAGCCAGAUACAAUCGCUGUUUCAUUGUGUUCAAGACGAGCGCCCCGUGUGUGUGUGUGUGUUGUGGAACAAAGUCGCGUGCAGCUGUUAACAAACACCGCGCGGCACGCCUCAGAUAAUGAAGCGCGCUCGAACCGGUGGCUCGCUGAGCCGAGUUUUCGCAGUUUUGAUCUUCGUGUGCUGCGCGUCGGCGCUGGUGACUGGAGCUCCGCCUCCUGCCGCCAGAGACAAUCGUAUCGACACUGGGUCAGAUACCGAUGACGAAGAUCAGAACGCCGGCGUUUUAUCUGGAAAGAAUUACAAGAAAGCUCACGUCAACGUCAUUGAGGCGCCUACCGCCAAGGACUGGACGAGUCCAACGACGACAACAACCACGACGACGACCACAACGACGACGCGAAAACCCAGCAUCUCGGUCGUCUCCGUGACGAAGAAGGUGGAGGUGGUCGUCGUGUACGAGUCGCACUGCCCCUACAGUCGGCGCUUCAUAUACGGUCAGCUCCUGCCCACUUACCAGAAGAUGGGCAAAUUCAUGAACCUCACCAUCUUGCCGUUCGGCAAGGCCCACGUCGACAACGUCAGCGCCCCGGUGCCACACUUCACCUGUCAACACGGUUCGAACGAAUGCAUGGGCAACAUGAUCGAGACUUGCGUCGUGCACGUCGUCAAGAAGCAGAUGACCGUCGUGAAGAUCUUGGCUUGCAUGUCCCAGAGCUAUCAGCCGCAUCUGGCGGGGCAGAAGUGUGUCGAAGGCACGGGAGUCAAGUGGUCGGAGAUCCAAGAAUGCGUGACCAAGAAGGGAACCCGCUACCUGCUCGAAACCGGGUUGGAGACGUGGAAGAUACAGCCUUACGUCUCCCGGGUCCCGCUGGUCGUCGUCGACGGAGAGAAGGACAACUACGUCGAGUACUACGCCCAAAAGGAUUUCAUGAAGCUGAUGUGCGAGCACAUCUCGUCCGACGCGUACAGCGUUUCGCCCUGUGCUGCCUCGGGCAAGUGAUUUUGUGGCCGGGCUGCGCAGGCUAACCCAUUCCGCAUCGCUUGCAGGAAGUAUACGUGGAAUACAGGAAGUGAUGGGCAGUCAUCUGGAAAUACGUGUCCCUUCUCGAAAACGACUCCUUUCCUUCGUCUGUAGAUUCCUCUUUUUUGCUUCUUUCUUUUGCGUGAAACGUCUAUGCCAUCACUUUAAUCCGCACUGACGACGACUAUACGCUGCCCAGUAACGUGCUCGGCCUGUCAUCGACGUUGCAGUUCGCGCCGUGAACGUCACUGGAUCGCUUGACUUGAUCAGGUGGAGACGCUCAGGCAGCGGCAUUUUAGAACUGUCGAGUUGGCUAUUUUGAUAUGUGAUGAUCGCUGCAGCUCUGUUAAAAUACUUUCGCACCCAGUGCAAUAAUUCCUCAGGUGUGUCGCGCAUUUUUUUUUUUUUUUUUUUUUUACGGAAUCUACUAGGAUUCCGUAGAAAUUUCGCAUUUCUACCGCAGUAAUAUCGCGGGAAACACACGGGAUCAUUGGACUGUGCAUACGGCGUGUUUUUGAAACGAGAAUUUUCCUUUGUACGUUGACCACCGACCAUAACGCUAAUUUGCUUUUGUAGUCUGUUUAUGGCUUUGCAGUGUUGUGGAGGUUAGUUAUGGCGUAUCACCUUGUCAGUAGCGUACCUCACAAAACUAUUCACAUGAUAGAAUUUUUGGCGAUUCGUUGAUUCCUCCAUGGUAUCGCGUUGCUGGAAACUGUGAAUGGCCAGUUUAGUAGCAUGCAGGAACCGGUGGUCAGAUCCAGGUUUGAUUCUUACAUGGUCAGAUCCAAGUUUCAUUCUGUUUAUGGCUUUGCAGUGGGUACUUUGGUGUGUUUAUUUCUUUGCAGUGUAAAGACGUGUACUCACAUACACGCGCUAGUUGUAAAAAUGCACAUAUGUAGAAUGAUAUUUUGUUGUAAAAGAGGUAAGCGGUCGUAGUCAUUAACUGCAUGAAGACAUCUGCAGUCAUUGACUACGACCGCCUACCUCUUUUAGAACAAAAUAUCAGUAAAUUAAACGUAGUACUGAAAGUGCUGAUAUAUAAAAUACUAUAUGACAGGGCUAAUUGUGAAACUCGACGCACAUUAAAAAGACAUCAAGGGAAGAGAACGUAAACGCAACAAAAUAGUCAAUAGCCAUUUGCAGCAACAAUUACUUAGCCCUGUUUUAACAACAGGCAGAGCCGAAGGCGAAUGCUUUUAGAGAUCCCAAACAACGCCGGUUUAAUCUUAGAUGAGAAGAAUUUGUGAGUUCUACUACUGAUGUGUUUGAAGCUUAUCGUGAGUAUAGACGGUCGUAGAUUGUAUGUUGACUUCACAAAGACCGCUUUGUUUUCUUAUUGCUUUUUUGUUUUAAAUAUAAAGUCUGCAUACUGACUAUAAAUAAAAGUCGUUAACAAGUCUGCUUACUUUGUUUUAUUGUGGACUGUACGCUUCCGAAAGGGUUGCCCGAUGAAAAAUAUAAGUUCAUACGUCGCAUAGCCAGAAAAAGCAUGUAUAAAUUUUAGUAGGCUGUCACAAAAAAAAAAAAAAUGGCUAGGGAGCUUUAUCUUCAGCAAAACUACAUCGUUUUGUUACGCCAUGGUGGAAGCGGAAGAUUAGAGCUGCCAGCUGCCGCGUUUGGAGAAAGGGUUAUGCCCGCUCCUGUUCGUAGUUAGAAGCGCGUUGGGAAAGAGUGAAAGUGUCACCGUCUGGUCACUGAUUCUGUCACCUCUGCUGACGCUUACAGAACAAUUUGCGUGUGACGUGUCAUUUCCUGCGCGCUGCCAGUGUCGUCUGCUUUCUUCACGCAGACGCAGAAGUUUUCAAAUAACUUUGACAGUAGCCGAGAAAUGCUAUGACGUCACUAGAUGUGGAGAAAUGUCCUAAAAAACCAUGAUAAGGCUAAAGCAUCGCGUACUGCCUUUUAAUGUCACGACUCACGAGGUUUAAGGAGGGGGUUUGCAGUAAUAUUCGCCUGUCGUAACCAUGCGUGAUGAGGGGAGGCUAGUGCACGUGGUUACUACAUUGCCUCAGAGCGGCAUCCGAUGCCUUCGGUCACCACAAUUUAUCGCCACGCGUUACAUCGGGGCAAGCAACGGAGCUGUUUUCGAGAAGGGGAACUUUUAUUCUUUAUGUUGUUCUACAUGCAUUGUGUGUUAUCUGAUUGCGGGCUCUAGUUAACAAUUCCAGCGGCAGUUCCAGCCGCUGCUGCCCUUAACGUACGUCCGUUCUAGUUAAACCUGGUUUGUGAUAUUUGCUCUAGCCGCGAUCGCACGCAGUCGCGGCUUUAAAGAGAUGCCAUUGAAACACAGUAAAUCAGUUACAGACUGGUAUAAUAUUCUUCUAAAACGUCAUUUACAUUUCUUUCGCGAGGAAGGGUUGGUUGGGAGCGGAGGGACGCCUGAACUUCCCUCUCUUGAAUUUCGCGUCCAAUCAGCAGCGUCCAUGACGUCAACGUGAGGUGAACGUGACAUCACGUAUUGCAGGUGAUAUUUAAUUAUUUUCAGGCUGUUCUUGCCCAGAAAUAGUUCCCCACUGUUGCCAUGUCGAGUAUAUUUUUCUUACUUGCUGGAGAAUACAAUGUUAUUUGUCUUUAUAAUUAAGCAAUUUCCCAGUAAACGCUGUGAAAAGCCACGACGUCAUAGCGGCCUGUUGCGGCAAUCUGAAAAAGUGGUGACAUUAUUUGGCAACGCCACGAGUCAUUCGUUCUCACACGUUCUUUUCUGGCUUAUGAAGCUUCAGCUAACUUAUGAGAUUGACGUAUCCGGAAAUUCCAAAGUGAGUCGAAAUAUCCGGCUUAGCUCGACAUUUCUUCGUCAAGCUAACGUCUGAUAAUCUGAAAAACUGGCAAAAUGAAUGGCGUUAAUGUUCUUUUUUUUUCAUGUUACUUGGGGCACUGCUCAUUUAAAUUUUCUCAUCAAAAUAGGUUAUUAUGCGCCAGGCUUGCCCGAAAAAAAAGUACUAAGAGAUGAACUGCUGAGUGCAUGCUUUUCUGCGUAGUUUCCUGCAUAAAUUAUCAGAGGGAACUCUGGCACAAAUUAAUGCAUACGCGAGCUGCAAGUAGUUGGCGCGGUUGUUUAGUACAGUACGUUAUACACUCGAUCUCGCUCAUAUAGCUGAAUAUAAAUGUUAGGAGUUCAGGGGUGGUGUGGCGCACAUUUGCGGAAAUAAUAAAAUCGAAAAAUUAACGAUUUUUAUCUUGUUUUUGUUGCUGUAUGUUUUUGAUGAUGUGUUUAAGAUGCAAUAAAAAAGGUAAAUUUUCAGAUUACAAAAAUUAAUUUGUGUCUGAAAGGGGUAAUUUGCAGUUCCAGCCACCGUUGUAAGUUUGGUGUUUUAUGUCACCGAAUAUUUUUUUUUUUUUUCAAAUUACCCCUCUCCUAAUUUGCUGCACGCUUGCUCUAAACAAAGUGAAGAAAGGUGAACCACUCAGGGAAUAUGACAGGUGAACACUAAAAUUGCUUUCAAGAGGCUGUUGUGGCUAAACACACAGGCCUCGCACAAAAUUGUCCAAUGAGACUAAAUAUUCAGCGUGAAAGCUACUUAAUACAUAUUAACACGUUAGAUCCGAAUCCGCAUAUCACGAGUAAUCAUUACUUGAAAACGAAUUCGGUGUUCCCUGUAAUACUGCCCACGACUGUGCAUAAGAACACUGCGGUUUUGCGUAUUUUCGUCUGUUUGCCGUAAAAUGCAGUUGCCAUUUCUGUACUGCACCAAUAAAUGUUUGCGAUUCACAGUCAACUGAUCGAGAUACGCUUGAAAGAUAAUUUCUUUUACUCUUUUUUUUUGGCUGUAAGGACAUCGAUCUUGCACAUCAAUAUAUUUUGUCACGUUGUAAUGACGGUGAACAACGAGGCAGUACUGCUGAAGUUGUUCGCUUAUUUCUAUCUUUUAUUUUGUUAGCUCAGGUCUUGCCGAUCUAAGUUGGUCAAGAAACAAAUAGCUAACGUAGCUGUAUGUCUGCAUGCAUUACAAUAGUCUUGCUUUCACCUAUAUUGAUUAUGAUCUUUAAACGUCUAUAUAUAGGUUGAAAAAUUUGCAAGAUGCAGGUUAUUUUGAAGUACUGACAUUCGUGUUUGCAAGACCUUAGCGAAGGAAGUAAAAGGCAAAACUGAGGGAAGAACUUGCCGAAGGGAGCAAGUCUAAACGACCGCAAAAAAAAAAAAAAAAAAAAGGGGGGGGGGGGGGGGCACUCACUUUGUAUGUGCAUGAGAUGGCGCAUAAUUUGAAUCAUGUUGGUUCUGGGUGCAAAAACUGAUCUCUCUUCUGAACACAAAAGGGGAGCGCUGAGUACCUGUUAUGAAAUUAAUGUAGCUAAGUGCAACCUGCUUUUUACAGGCUGAUUUGCCAUGGUUUUUGAACAGCUCGGCACGUCUCGGACGGCCGCUAUUUUGCUCCUUCUGUUACUGUUAUGUUUUGGUGCUAUGACUACUUAACUAUAAGUACGUCGUAUACUGGUUAUGUUGCAUUCUUGAUAUGUACUUCUGAUUUACUUUACUUGUUCAAAUAAA